This is a messenger RNA of Ornithodoros turicata, 2200 nucleotides long. RefSeq names its product organic cation transporter protein-like. Gene Ontology annotation, cellular component: membrane. Gene Ontology annotation, molecular function: transmembrane transporter activity. NCBI's taxonomy places the organism in Eukaryota, Metazoa, Arthropoda, Arachnida, Ixodida, Argasidae. The coding region runs from base 282 to 1967 and encodes 561 amino acids. The transcript is spliced from 11 exons. The record is from RefSeq and is a predicted model, not a curated record. Gene Ontology annotation, biological process: transmembrane transport.
CAGACUCUCCUAUCAUAAAGAGUAUCGCAAUGGCUAAUCAUAUUCCGAGAAUCCUUUUUCACUUCUUAUCUUAACAUUGCAAACACCCUGCAAGUUCUCAAGUGGUCAGUGUGGAAGGUCCGAACCAACGGUUAAUUUAUCAUUCAGUUGCCGACAGGACUUCGCAGAGAUCCAGAUCAGAGGAAGCUGGUCGGUACAAGGCUCACUCUAGGAGCUGAUCUAAAGACAUUUUUUCCUGUUCGUCUUCCAAGCUCGGCACCGUGCAGACUCAGGACGUCGCUAUGUCGUUCGAGAAAGUUCUUCAUGACAUCGGAGGCUUCGGCUUGUUCAACAGGACCAUCAUGGUAGCCUUGGUGAUUCUUAGCACGUGGCACGCAACCAUCGGCUACUUUUCUCAUCUCUUUGUGCUGAUUACUCCCUCUGGACAAUGGUGCUUCGUGAACGGGAGCAACCUGGAAGACAUUGACCUGACUGCGUUACCCUACAAAAAGUGUCAAAUAGUGUGGACGACGCUUCAGAACGAUAGCGCGACUUCCAACGUACAAGAAACGUGCGCGUCAGGGUGGCGUUAUGACAAGGACGAAGUGUUCCUCACCUUAACUAUGGAGAAUGGCUGGGUCUGCGGAAACAGCUGGAAGUUAUACUCCGUCCACACUGCCUACUGGAUUGGCUCCAUGGUUGGAUAUCUAAUCACGGGUCUGUUGGCAGACAAGAUCGGCCGCAAGAACACAGUCUGCCUUUUCGUUCUGCUAUCAUGCACUGCAAAUAUAGCCGGAAUAUUCAUCACGAGCCAUUUAGGCUUCGUCCUUUUGCGAGUGCUUGCAGGGGCAGGAUGCUACACUGUGUGCAGCGCAGCCUUCGUGCUGGCGAUGGAGUACACAGUGUCGGAAAGGAGGACGUUGAUGGCUUCAGUAUGGAGUCUCAGCUGGGCAUUGCUUGCCACUGGAUUUCCGUGGGUGGCUUACUAUUUACAGAGCUGGAGAUGGUUGCUCGCAUGCAACGGGGUAAUCGAUUCCCUGUUGUUGUUUACUUUAUGGUGGGCUCCAGAGUCUUCUAGCUGGCUCAUUUCAACAGGGCGGUCUGAAGAAGCACUAGACAUACUCGAGAGGAUUGCUAAGUUUAACAGGAAGACGGUCUGUAGAGAAAGUAUCACCAAGGCACUUCAGAUGGACACCGAUGAAACCACAGCAGAACAACCAUCUGCGAACGCAGAAAGGUCGAAACCCGGGUUCUGGAAGACAACUUUUGCACUUGUGGCGACACCACGAAUAAGAAAAGUCACGCUCAUGAUGUACUCAACAUGGUUUAUCAUUUGCAUGUGCUACAAUGUAAACAACAUGGAGCUCGGACGAUUGGGGCUAGACGUUUACUCAACGUACUCGAUAGCAAUGGCGUUCGAACUUCCUGUCAGUGUAUUCUGCCUUUUGGCUUUGGACCGUCUGGGACGCCGUUGGCCUAAUGCCGCCUUCAUGCUCAUAGGUGGCGCCGUUGGUAUCGCCGUGUACCUCGUGCGUACAGAUUCCAACAUGUGGAGGUUAAUAAUGGCGGUGGCCUGUAUGGUGGCGUGGGCAGGAAGCUACGACAUAACCUAUCAGUUGGCGUCUGAAACAUUUCCUACCGUCAUCCGAGGAAGAGGAGUUUUGCUGCAGAGGGUCCUGGGAGAUAUUGGAAGCUGCCUGGGAACGCAAGUCGCUGCUCUGGCAGAAUACGACCGACUUCUUCCUACUCUUGUGUUGGGAAUUCUCUCGCUUGUGGGGACAGUAAUGGUGUUCUUUCUACCAGAAACGGUAGGUCUUCCUCUACCGCAAACAGUCGAGGACGGCGAAGAGUUCGGCAAGGAUCAAGGGCUGUGUUUCUGUCCUGUAUUCGCGUCCAAAGCUCGCAGGAAGCGAUCGAAUACAACCACCAGUAGCGGGACGACGAACAAGGCCUUCGAGUUUGUAAAGGAAAUGGAAGAGAAAACGUAAAAGCACGCGACAUAUAUUAGGUGCUGUUUUCCAAUUUCUACAACAUCGCUGUGAUUUUGUGAUGAACAUUACCAAAGUGAAUCUGUGUGGCACGCGCGAUGGACGUUGCAUCGACAUUGUGCCUGCUCCCAAGACUGAGUACUGGAAUAUACCGCUACCCGCCGCUCCAUUCUAGCGCAACAAGAAACUUUAGAACAUGAUACCGAUGCCGAUGCUAAAUAAAAGCAACGCGA